GAGGGAUGGGAUGGUGUGUGCGGCUGGAGGCGGCUCGGAAGGGGCGCGGUGGAGACGCGACCCCGCGGAGAAGCCCUCGCCUCUCCUACCCUUCCCCGCCGAGUGCGAAGGAAGCAAAAAUCCAGACGCUGGUGCGGUGUGGAGGAGCUCGAGUAGAAGCCACAGACGAGAGAAGAGAGGUGGGAGACGGCCGGAGUCCGGAGGCACGCGCGCAAGCGGCGGAGCGGAUCCAUCUCGUACUCUCACUCUCUCCUCUUCUUCGUCUCUUCGCUCAGGAUGUUGGCAAGAUCACCAGCGUUGCCUUUGGUGACUACUGAAACUACUGCAUUGGGCUUCUGUACUACUUGCAAUAACUUGAGUUUGCCUGUUGUGAAACUUUCUAAGAAGAAAUAUGGAGGAAGGACGAAUAUCCAGCGAAACAUUCAACUUGGGAAAACUCGAGAUGCAAGUUGGAUUCAUCGAAAAUGGCGGACAUUAUCAGCUGAUCAAGCUCAAGCCUCUGUUGUAGAUGUUGGUGAAGAGUGCAAACAAGUGCUAACUUCAUUAAAUUUCUCCAAUGAAGACGCUGAUAAGAUGUUGAAGAAGGCAUUUGGAUGGAUCCAUUCGCCAUAUUGGAGCGAAGAGAGAAAGAAGGAGGUUCCAAAUGCUGAGGUGAUAAGUGGAGUAUUGAACUAUAUUAGGAGUCUCGGGCUAUCUGACGACGACCUUCACAAAUUGCUGAAGAAAUUUCCAGAAGUUCUUGGAUGCAAUCUUGACAGCGAGGUGAAGCUGAAUGUGAGCAAGCUGGACAGUGACUGGGGAAUAAAUGGGAAAACUCUGCGGAGUCUUCUUCUGAGGAAUCCAAAAGUUUUGGGCUACAAUAUCGAUUGCAGAGGGGACUGCAUGGCCCAGUGCACCCGCUGUUGGGUUAGGUUCUAAUGUUGUGUUGUACAUGACUUACAUCACUUUUCAGAAGCUUCAGACGGUAUUCUGCUGGCUGUGCUGAAAUACAGAUGACAUUUUACUGGCUAUUUUUCUGUAAACUAGCGCUUAUUAAAUACAACACACUCGUAGUUGAUGGAUAGACACCUGUUAAUUCUUGUAUACAUCUUCAAGAUCCAAAUCAUAUUGUCUGUAGAAUGGUUGCAAUAAAUAUGGGCAAUGCCUGAAUGGUCUGUGAUACUUCAA
This is a messenger RNA of Phragmites australis (common reed), 1167 nucleotides long. RefSeq lists its product as uncharacterized. The transcript has 3 exons. Gene Ontology annotation, molecular function: double-stranded DNA binding. Lineage: Eukaryota; Viridiplantae; Streptophyta; Magnoliopsida; Poales; Poaceae. Bases 277 to 918 code for a protein of 213 amino acids. Gene Ontology annotation, biological process: regulation of DNA-templated transcription. The record is from RefSeq and is a predicted model, not a curated record.